Messenger RNA from Meyerozyma guilliermondii ATCC 6260, 942 nucleotides. It is a transcript of the gene MAF1, whose product is annotated as RNA polymerase III-inhibiting protein. The record is from RefSeq and is a predicted model, not a curated record. Bases 1 to 942 code for a protein of 313 amino acids. Lineage: Eukaryota; Fungi; Ascomycota; Pichiomycetes; Serinales; Debaryomycetaceae. Gene Ontology annotation, cellular component: nucleus. Gene Ontology annotation, biological process: negative regulation of transcription by RNA polymerase III. The transcript has a single exon. Gene Ontology annotation, molecular function: RNA polymerase III core binding.
AUGGAACGAGACCGACAUAAUUCGAUAGUCAGUUUAUUCGGAAGUAGUGGUUCACCGCCACAAUUCGACACUUCUGCAAUGGCUCAUCGAGGUAGUUCCAGUCUGACUAGUUUUGACAAUCAAUCCCUUCGGUCCUUGACGACCUUAAGCGGUAACCAAGCGACUGGUAUAUCAGCAGGACUUGAGCCAAUGGAUUCAGCCAUUUUUGACGAGUCACCUUUUGGGCCACUAAAAAACGCUCACACAAGAAAGACCUUUGCAUACUUGAUUGCCAUACUCAACAGCACCUACCCUGAUCAUGACUUCUCAGACUUACAACCGACCACAGAGAACUUCCACAAAAUUAAUUCAGCAGAAGACCUCGUUCACAAGUUCAACAAUUUAAUGAUCUCACUCGGAAAGAAAGAAGAAUUGCUAAAUUGGAUAUGGGACACAAUCAAUGUAUACAUGGAUUUCAUCUCCCCUCGAACGACGCUGGUAGCCAUUCCCGGCAGUCACAACGGCAAGGAUAGUUCGAGAAAUAAUAGUUUGAGCCAGUCAGUUCCCAAAAGUGGAGCGCAAGUGGGCAAUGAGUCUCAAUCCUACAAUUAUGAAAAUUGUCAAAUCUACGAGUUCCAACCUUCUGAUCAAGCCAUACUUGAGGACUUAUCAUACCCUUUUCAAACUAUGUGGUCCUAUUACUGGUUCAUUUACAACAAAAAGAAAAAGAGAGUCGCUUUCAUAUACUUGAAAGCUAUAAAUAAGAUUCAUUAUUCGAAAAUAAAAUCAGAAAAUAGCGGAAACAACGGACAAAAAGAAGGACCUGAUUAUGAUAAUUCUAAUGGGAUCAAAGAUGACGAAAUUGACGAAGAUGAAGAUGAAGAUCUAUACAUGAAUGAAUAUGCAAACGAUGACAUGAUCGAGUCAGAUAAUGACGACGUCAUUGGAGAUAUUGAACUUUAG